UAACGGUCUUCCCGGCCAGCGUCCUUAGCUGCCCCCGAUCCCAGUACCCGCAGUCUCAUUUGCCACCUUCCGACGCGUGACCCCGGCGCGCUCGCGUCCCGGGCUGGUGACAGGCGCGGGGUACGCCGAGAGGUCCCAUGUGCCCCCUCCCUUUCCUGGCCGCCGCAGUCGCCGCGUCCCGAACCCCACUCCGGCUCCUCGGCAGAGGACUCGCCGCCAUGUCUGCCGCCAGGCGACUCAAAUCCGUGGACUACGAGGUGUUCGGAAGAGUGCAGGGUGUUUGCUUCAGAAUGUACACAGAAGAUGAGGCUAGGAAAAUAGGAGUGGUUGGCUGGGUGAAGAAUACCAGCAAAGGGACUGUGACAGGCCAAGUGCAAGGCCCCGAAGACAAAGUCAACUCCAUGUAUACCAGGCAGUUCCAGGUGCUGGGAUUCAGCCAUGAGCCAGAGAUGAUGCUCAAUUUCUUUUGCGGGGAGACCCAUGAUAAAGAAACAAUAGGAUGUCCUGGCUGAGCAAGGUUGGAAGUCCUAGUUCUCGCAUUGACCGCACAAACUUUUCUAAUGAAAAAAUCAUCUCUCAACUUGACUACUCAAAUUUUAGUAUCCGAUACUAACAGAAGAGAAAUAAAAAUUUUAAUGCUUAUAUUACACAACAAACACCAUAUAUUCUCAAGUCUAUGUACUAGAAUAAUAGUAGCAGAGUAGGGUAAAAAAAAGAACUUUCUGUUCUGAAAGCUACAACAGAAUAUAUGUUACUAAAAAGGUCUGACACUAAAAUAGUUUUACUUGACUAUGUUUUUAAGACGCAAAAACAUAGUAUUGUAAAGGACAUUACAAAAUAUUUAAUAUGAAUAUUUAACCUUGUCUUGUGGAAUCUUUAAUGAAUAUUAUAGCAAGCGUUAUUUGGCUAGGAUAAAAUAAAGCUCAACCAUUUAAAAAUUAAGCAUUGUUUUCUGAAUUCUAAAAACCUCCUGAAUAAUAAUUUAUUAAAUUUGAGUCAUUUGUUUAACAAGAACCAGUAGUUAGAUAUAAAUGUAUAUGAUGAUCAG
Prionailurus viverrinus (fishing cat) is the source of this 1048-nucleotide messenger RNA. RefSeq names its product acylphosphatase 2 (gene ACYP2). The record is from RefSeq and is a predicted model, not a curated record. Lineage: Eukaryota; Metazoa; Chordata; Mammalia; Carnivora; Felidae. The coding region runs from base 138 to 512 and encodes 124 amino acids. The transcript has 5 exons. Gene Ontology annotation, molecular function: acylphosphatase activity.